AUGUCCAACAUCAGAAAGCACGUCGUCUUCGACAUUGUGGGCACCAUCGUUACUUACGACUCCAUUCUUGAUGCCCUCGAGAAGAGGAUGGGUGAUCGCCUUCGCGACGAAGGAGUCAAGCCUUCGAUGCUCGGCUACAUGUGGUUUGAGGUUUCGGAGAGGGAGUAUACGUAUUUGAGCAUCACGGGAAGGUAUAGAAGUUUCUAUGACGUCUUUACCAGCAUUUUCUACCGGAUGUUGUGGAUUGGCGGUAUCCAAGAUCCCAGAUCCUUUGCCUCGGAUGAGGACUUGGCCUAUAUUAUGGGCCAUAUCGAGGACCUCCCUCUCCGUGCUGGUGCGGCUGAAUGCUUACAGCUGUUGCGCGAUGCCGGAUUCACCAUUUGGGUGUUUACCGCUGGAGACAGGCAGAACGUGCGGGGGUACUUUCUGAAGAACGGAAUCGAGAUGCCGCUCGAGAACUUCGUCUCAUGCGAUGAUACUGGCGUCGGUAAGCCGGCUCUUGAUGCUUAUAAACCAUUAUUGGAGCGCCUGGGGGAUGACGAAAAAUGGUUCGCGGCGGCCCAUAUGUGGGACGUAUCAUCCGCCAAACAAGCAGGAUAUAAGGGUGCUUACUGUACGGCCUUGGAAAAGGAAGCUUGUGUCGACAUUUUUGGUGAGAUGGACGUUAUGUCUGACACUCUGCCUGAGAUGGCGCGUAAAAUCAUCCAAGCCUCCACGUCCUCCGCCUAA
Messenger RNA from Clonostachys solani, 729 nucleotides. The record is from the annotation of a GenBank genome assembly. NCBI's taxonomy places the organism in Eukaryota, Fungi, Ascomycota, Sordariomycetes, Hypocreales, Bionectriaceae.